Candidula unifasciata is the source of this 861-nucleotide messenger RNA. The record is from the annotation of a GenBank genome assembly. NCBI's taxonomy places the organism in Eukaryota, Metazoa, Mollusca, Gastropoda, Stylommatophora, Geomitridae.
AUGGUAGAGGCUGAAAUCAAUUUCAAAAAUAUAUUUCCAGAACAUUGGAGUCUGUUUCUUCGAUGCACCAUAUGCUUUGGAUAUCUUCACGAUCCUCAUACUCUAGAAUGUGGCCACACCUUUUGCAAAAGAUGUUUGAAAAGGCUGGCAGAAAUAGCACAAGAGGACAAUGUAGAUGUCCGUGUCCGCAGACUGAGCUUGUCAUGUCCAACAUGCCGACACCCUUUCCCUGCCAAACCGGUCCUCACUGGACGCAUUUGUACUUGUAUAGUCCUCAAACACAUGGUUGAGCUCUGGAAACGGGAAUGCAAAUUGUUAGCCUCAUCUUCCUUGGUGACACUUCGCUCAAUCUGCACACAAACAUCAGACUCUACCCCCGGCACAGAUUCAGACGAAGUAAAAGCUUCAGACUCCAGGUGUUACGAACAUGAGGAGUUCACAGUGCGAAUACGUCCCAUGGACCAGUACUGUGAGGCUGUGAUGAAGAGAGUGUCCGAGUCCACAGAAGACAUUGAACCCGACCCUCAGGACAGCAUAUUCCCUAAAGCCACCAUCACCUACACAGCAUCAGUGGGUCUGAUCACCAACCAUCACGAGAACGGACCAAGUGACAGCGAGUCAUCCUCUCCAACAGACAACGAGGCUAGCAACACAAGCAGCAGCCACAGCAACGCAUCUGUACCUGAAAUAUUUGGUCACAUGAACAUUCCCAGAUUCACUUUCACUCAGUGCACACCAGGCCACUUCCUGCUGAUGCUGGUGUGGUGCAUGUAUUCGGUGAUUAUUGUGGGUCUGGCUGAGGCUUUUCUACCCUACAUUAUUCUGUUCACCCUGUUUUUCUUCCUUGUCAUUCUCGGCUGA